AUGUGUAGCACAUGGGAGAGUUUCCACUUCAAGACGUUCGAUGGGGACAUUUAUCAGUACCCAGGCUUGUGCGAGUAUAACCUGGUGUCUGACUGCAUAUCAAAACAGUUCUCAGUUGAUGUGAAAAGAGCCCAAACCAGCAGAGGCCCAAAGAUCAGCAGGAUCGUGGUUAGCAUCAAUGGCAAAAUGUUUUCUAUCAGCGAAAACAAGGUCAUGAUCGAUGAUAAAAUUACAAAGCUGCCCGUGUAUGAAUCAGGGAUCCUUAUAGAAGAGAACACAAUCUACACCAAUAUCCGAUCCAAAAUAGGCCUGACGGUCAUGUGGAGCAGAGAUGGGGCAGUCACGGUCGAGCUGGACAAUAAAUAUCAAAAUAACACCUGUGGAUUGUGUGGCAAUUUCAACGGGAUUCCUGAUGAGUUUGCUAUAUCAGAACCAGGAAACACACAAAAAAUAGGCUACAUUGAAUUUGGGAAUAAACACAAAGUUUUCAACCCAAUGGAAUUUUGUGAAAAUCCUUCUGAAACAGAUGAAAAGAACAACUGGAAAGCUAAAUGUGAAAGUUAUAGAGCAGAUUGUGAAGAGCUUUUCAUGGCUGAAGCCUGGUCCUCUUGUGACUUGAGCUAUUAUCCAUAUGUAGACGCCUGUGUGUAUGAUAGAUGCUUCAGCAAAUCUUCUUCACUCUGUACGACUCUGUCUGAAUAUUCACGCCAGUGUUCACAUAAUGGAGGAACUCCAUCAAGCUGGAGAACAAAAAAAUUCUGUGCUGUGAUGUGCCCUUAUAAUAUGAGCCAUUCUGAGAGCGGCUCCCCCUGCAUAGACACAUGCUCGAAUGAAAACACAAACACACUGUGUGAGGAGCACAAUAUCGAUGGCUGCUUCUGUCCACCAGGAACUGUGUUUGAUGACAUCUUAAACAUGGGUUGCAUCCCACGAGAACAAUGUCACUGCAAGCAUGACCGCAUCUACAAACCACAAGAAGUCCUACAUGAUGAAGAGCAAGAUUGUGUGUGUCAGUAUGGAAAAUGGCACUGUAAAAUAAAACCAGUUCUCGGCCGGUGCUCAGUAGAGGAAGGAUCUCACUUCACCACCUUUGAUGGGCAGGAAUUCACUUUCCAUGGAGACUGUAACUAUGUGCUCUCAAAACGUCUGGUGAUUUCUGAAGAUGGGACAGUAAAACACAAUGCAGUAGUUUUACUUCCAUACACUCCAGCUUCACGUCAAUUCGUAGUGUUCAAUCCAUCAUCGUUCUACAUCCUGAUUGAUACAAACUUUGGGCUACGAGUGUUGGUACAGCUGGUGCCUCUCAUGCAGGUGUACAUCAACAUGGAUAAGAGAUUCCAGGGCAGGACUCAUGGUCUCUGUGGAAACUUUAACAGAGUGCUGGCUGAUGAUAUGAAGACCCCUCAGGGAUUGGUGGAGGGUACAGCGGUUUCCUUCGCAAACGCCUGGAAGGUUGAAACAAACUGCGGUUCUGAUAAAUCUGUCAUCCCCUGUUCCCACAACAGUGUCAGUGAGAUCUAUGCUGAGGACUGGUGCUUCAAGAUAAUGAACAAGAGUGACGUUUUUGCCCAAUGUCACAACAAAGUCAACCCAGAAAGCUACUACAAAAGAUGCAAAUACGCCAGCUGUACCUGUGAGAGGAGUGAGGACUGUCUGUGUGCUGUGUUUUCCUCAUAUGUUCGUGCCUGUAUGAUUAAAAAUGUAACGCUUGAAGGAUGGAGAGAAAACGUGUGUGGCAAGUAUAUACAGAACUGCCCAGCCUCACAGAGAUACUUCUAUUACCUGAAGAGCUGCCAGCCUACCUGUCUUUCUCUUUCCUCUGAGCAUACAAGCUGCAAAGAAGACUUUGUCCCUGUUGACGGAUGUGCAUGUCCAGAUGGAUUCUACAAGGAUCAGGAUGGACAGUGUGUACCAAUUGAAAAAUGUCCAUGUUACGACAAUAGAAAGAUAGUCCAACCUGGCACAUCUAUCGACAUUAAUGGUCAAUACUGUGUUUGUGUGAAUGGAGUGCUACACUGCGAGUCUGAGAAACCCCACAUUCUUGAGUGCCCUUCACCAAAGGUUUUAUUUAACUGCAGUACAGCUCGACCAGACCAACAUGGACUGAAAUGUAAACCAACUUGUAUGCAAAAGAUAGAAAAUUGUCUUUCACAGACAUGUGAAUCGGGCUGCCUGUGUCCUUCAGGUCUACUGGAUGAUGAUAGAGGAAACUGUGUUGAAAGAAAAGACUGUCCAUGUCCUCAUGGUGGACAACUUUACCAACCAGAAGCUGAGAUAACUGUAGACUGCAAUAAGUGCACUUGUCAAUAUGGAAUAUGGACAUGUACAGAAAAUAAAUGUCCAGGCACCUGCACUAUAUAUGGAAGUGGACAUUAUAAAACUUUCGACAAUCAAAGGUUUGGAUUCCAGGGAUCCUGCAGUUAUAUAGCGGCUCAGGAUACGUGUGGAAAUGGGACAGGAAUAUUUCAAGUAAUAACUGAAAACAUUCCUUGUGGAAGAACAGGGACAACAUGCUCCAAGUCUGUCUUUAUUCAAUUUGGGGUGACGUCCCUACACCUUUCAGAUGAGCUCGUAACACAUUCUUUUAUGGAAAGUGGUUUACUAAUUAGAAAAAUUGGAAUGUACCUUGUCAUUGAUACUAACAUUGGGCUGACAGUUUUGUGGGACAGCAAAACCACCAUCCACAUCAUUCUGCAACCUGAGUACAUGGGAAAAGUAUGUGGCCUAUGUGGAAAUUUUAAUAGAGAUGGAAAAGAUGACUUCACCACUAAAGGUGGAGUGCAAACUUCAAAUAUAAUUGAGUUUGUUGACAGCUGGAAGCAGAAAACCUCCUGCCCUGAUGCUGUACCAGACUUUGACCCAUGCUUUAAAAACCCCUAUCGAAUGGAAUGGGCUGUAUUGAAAUGUAGCAUCAUAAUUAGUGAUACAUUCAAAGACUGCCAAAAAAAGGUGGAUCCAACACCGUAUUAUGACAACUGUUUGAAGGACACAUGUGCAUGUGACACUGGUGGAGAUUGUGAGUGCUUGUGUACGGCUGUGGCUGCUUACGCUCAAGCCUGCAAUGAGGCUGAUGUUUGUGUGAACUGGAGAACACCUGAUUUUUGUCCUGUGUACUGUGACUACUACAAUAAACCAGGAGAAUGUACGUGGCAUUACAGUCCUUGUCAUCCACCUUGUUACAAGACCUGUCUCAACCCUAGUGGUAUCUGCAAUAACACUUUACCCAACCUGGAAGGAUGUUUUCUGACAUGUCCAGAUGACAAACCUUUUUAUGAUGAGGAAAACCAAGUCUGUGUGAAGGACUGUUAUAUCAGUACAACUAUUUCAACAUUUACAACCACGUCCACAAGUCCACUUCCUACAUCUAGUCUUAUGCCAUCAGAAAUACCAUUUACAACUAGUAUAACUCCUGGCACCACACCUAAUUCAACAUUUUCCACCACAUCCAACUACUACCACUCUGACAACAUCUGCAACAUCAGAAAUACCAUCUACAACCAUUUCCAGUACUACAACACUGACACCAUCUACAACAUCAGAAAUACUAUCGACAACUAUUUCAUCCCUGUUCGACGGGAUUGUCUUCCACCGCAAAACAUCACCUGUCAAAAUCACCAGCCAAGCGUGCUGCUUGAUGAUGAGCAUGAUUGCUGCCCUUAUUACGUCUGUGAUUGCUUUUGUCAAGGCUGGGGUGACUCCCAUUACAUUACAUUUGAUGGACUCUAUUACACUUACCACGGAAACUGCACUUAUAUUUUAAUGAAAGAAUCUAGCCCUCGAUUCAACUUAACAAUCUACAUUGAGAAUGUCUACUGUGACCCUGCUGAGAACGUAUCCUGUCCCAGAUCUCUUAUUGUGUCUUACAACGAACAAAACAUUACACUUAGGAAUCAGAGGCUAAUGGGAGGAGCAAAUCUAGAGGCUCUAGAAGGAAAUAUUAUGCUAGCACUGCCAUAUGAUAAUAAUGGUGUGAGGGUUAUUAGCUCAGACCUGAACUUAUUACUGGAAAUUCCAAAGCUCAACGCUUAUGUACUAUUCGGAAUCACUGGCUUCAGCAUCAAUCUGCCAUUCCAGUAUUUUGGAAAAAACACAGAAGGCCAAUGUGGAACAUGCAACAACAACCAGAACGAUGAUUGCCCUGGAUCCUUGGCAAACGACUGUAAAGUAAUGGCAGAGAACUGGAAUAAUACAGUUUGCACUCAACCAGCUCCAUUACCUACUCCUAACUCACCCCAUGUCCACCCUGACUGCUACCUUCUUAACACCACGUUUGAAGCGUGCCAUUCCCACGUGCCUCCUGAAAACUUCUUUUCAGCCUGCCAGUAUGAUAGCAGUAAUAAUCCUGCUGGAGUGUGUGCCACUCUGCAGAGCUACGCAAGCGUUUGCUCUCUGUUUGGGGUCUGCAUAUACUGGAGGAACUACACAAGCCAAUGCAAUAUUGGAUGUUCAGAAGAUAAAGUGUUCUUGCCUUGUGGUUCAUUUGAACCACCAACAUGUAGAGACGGACAAAUGGAGAGCAACAUUACAGUGCCCACAGAGGGCUGCUUCUGCCGACAGAACACAACACUCUUCACCAAGGAGUCUGGAGUCUGUGUGCCACAACCUUGUGGUGAGAAGCCAUAG
This is a messenger RNA of Danio aesculapii, 4623 nucleotides long. Its product is annotated as mucin-2-like. The coding region runs from base 1 to 4623 and encodes 1540 amino acids. The record is from RefSeq and is a predicted model, not a curated record. Gene Ontology annotation, molecular function: protein binding. Gene Ontology annotation, cellular component: extracellular matrix. The transcript has 32 exons. NCBI's taxonomy places the organism in Eukaryota, Metazoa, Chordata, Actinopteri, Cypriniformes, Danionidae.